Messenger RNA from Macrobrachium nipponense, 1431 nucleotides. RefSeq names its product glucose dehydrogenase [FAD, quinone]-like. Gene Ontology annotation, molecular function: oxidoreductase activity, acting on CH-OH group of donors; flavin adenine dinucleotide binding. The record is from RefSeq and is a predicted model, not a curated record. NCBI's taxonomy places the organism in Eukaryota, Metazoa, Arthropoda, Malacostraca, Decapoda, Palaemonidae. The transcript has 6 exons. The coding region runs from base 1 to 1413 and encodes 470 amino acids.
AUGGAACCAUCUUUAGAAAGUCGCUUAAUAGAUCAUCUUGGAAAUAAUAGACCAUUACAAGUGGAAGAUUUAGAAAAUCUAAUAGAACAAUUACCAAGACCUUACCUAUUAGUAGGUGACUUCAACGCCAAACAUCCCAUGUGGGGAAAAUACCAUAGGAAAGGUGGCUAUUUAACCAUCAGUGAAGCUUCAUGGAGAACGAGAUUAUCCUCAGCCUUCAUAGAAGCAGCAUAUGAAUUGGGAUACCCAAUUGGGGACUGCAACGGUUACCAGCAGACUGGGUUUAUGAUACCCCAAGGAUUUGUAAGAGGUGGUUAUCGAUGUUCUAAUGCCAGAGCAUUCCUUCGGCCUGCGCGGAAUCGCCCCAAUUUGCACGUUGCUCUCAAUACUUUUGCGACGAAAGUGCUCAUCCAUUCUGGCAUGAAGAGAGCGUAUGGUGUGACGUAUGACCGUAAUGAUGGAACAGACUUGAAAGUUUUGGCACGCAAAGAAGUAAUCCUGUCAGGAGGUGCUUUGGGUUCCCCUCAUUUACUUAUGUUAUCUGGAAUUGGGCCAGCCAGACAUCUUGCACAGUUCAACAUCUCUGUCAUUCAAGAUUUACCAGUUGGUAGAAAUUUAAUGGAUCAUGUUGCAUCUGGACCCAUCUUUACCAUCACUGAGCCUGUGUCAUUGAUAACGAAUCUUAUAAGUACCUUCCCAGCCCUUGUGCAAUUUGCGACUCUGGGCACAGGGCCCCUGACAACUUUUGGUGGUGUAGAGGGCCUUGGAUUUGUGUCCUCUGAGAAUUCCACAGAUGACUGGCCAGAUAUAGAGUACCACUUCUUGUCUGGUUCCCAUGGAUCUGAUGAUGGAGAUUUUUUCUACAAAACUCUCGGACUAAAAAGGGUCUACUGGGAUGACUUUUACCGCCACCUCCACAAAGUGCAUCACUUCACUGUAAUUACAAAGCUCUUGCGGCCACUUAGUCGAGGUUUUCUUCAGCUGAGGUCGACUAACCCAUAUGAUUAUCCAGAGAUCAUACCAAACUAUUUCAGUAGGGAAGAAGACAUGUAUGUUUUAAUUGAAGGCAUAAAGAAAGCUGUUGAACUGGGUCAGACAGAGUCGUUAAAGAAAUUUGGGGCCCAACUGUUUGACCAUCACUUACCAGGGUGUACUGACUAUGCCCUUAAUACUGAAGAGUAUUGGGAAUGUUAUUCACGGCAUCUAACUCUUACAAUCUACCAUUAUAGUGGUACUGCAAAAAUGGGGCCAUAUUGGGAUCCUGAAUCUGUGGUGGACCCACAGUUAAGAGUGUAUGGUGUUGGAGGACUUCGUGUGGUAGAUGCCUCAAUAUUCCCAACCAUUCCAUCUGGUAAUACAAAUGCGCCUGUAACUAUGGUAGCAGAGAAAGCAGCUCAUAUGAUCAAAAAGUAGUUAUUAGAAAGUGAAAGU